UGGAGCGGAAAUGCACUACUUUUCGCGGUACAACCUCUUCCUGUCCUCUUUCCCAGCUUCCCGUGCGACAUGACUAAGAAGAGAAGGAAUAACGGUCGUGCCAAGAAGGGCCGUGGGCACGUGCAGCCCAUCCGUUGCACCAACUGUGCCCGCUGCGUCCCCAAGGACAAGGCCAUCAAGAAGUUUGUCAUCAGGAACAUUGUGGAGGCUGCAGCCGUGAGAGACAUCUCAGAGGCCAGCGUCUUUGAUUCUUAUGUUCUGCCCAAGCUCUACGUGAAGCUGCACUACUGUGUCAGCUGCGCCAUCCACAGUAAAGUGGUGAGGAACCGCUCCUGUGAGGCCAGGAAAGACCGCACCCCACCACCCAGGUUCAGGCCCAAUGCUGGUGCACCAAGAGCUCCUGCAAAGCCCAUGUAAAGAACAUGUUUACGCCUGAGAAAUAAAAGUCUUCACAAAGUC
Molecule: messenger RNA, 459 nt
Organism: Syngnathus acus (greater pipefish)
Lineage: Eukaryota; Metazoa; Chordata; Actinopteri; Syngnathiformes; Syngnathidae
Product: 40S ribosomal protein S26
Exons: 4
Coding region: 70-417 (115 amino acids)
Biological process (GO): translation
Cellular component (GO): cytosolic small ribosomal subunit; ribosome
Molecular function (GO): structural constituent of ribosome; mRNA binding
Source: RefSeq, a predicted model, not a curated record